AUGCCCAAUCGGCAGGCACCUGCUCGCAGCCUGCCAGCCAUAGCGUCUGAGCCCAGCGUGGACAGCGUGGCCGCCGAGCCCAGCUCCCUCCCCGCCAUGCCACACAUUGUCGUGUUCAGUGGGGGCACAGCCUUCAACAGCGUCGCGGGCCACUUCAAGCAGCUUACGCACAACGUGACGCAUGUGCUGCCUGUCACAGACGACGGCGGCAGCACGGCUGAGGUGGUGCGAGUGCUGGGCGGCCCUGCCGUGGGUGAUAUCCGCUCACGCUGCCUGCGCCUGGCAGAGGAGGGCGAUGCCGAGUCGGAGGCUGUCCGGCAGCUGCUGGGACACCGCCUGUCCUCUACCGAUCCAGAGGCCGCGCGCCAGGAGUGGUACCGCAUCGUGGAGGGGGAGCACCCCCUCUGGCAGGACCUGACUGAGCCGUACAAGCACACCAUCCGCGCCUUCCUGGUGCACUUCCAGGCCAACAUCCUGCGCCACGCCUCCCGUCGCUUCAACUUCCAGUCCGGCUCGGUGGGCAACUUCUUCUUCGCCGGCGCGCGCAUCUUCUUCCGCUCCCUGGAGGCCGCCAUCUUCCUCUUCUCCCGCGUCGCGCGCAUCCCUGAGGGCACCGAGACCCUGCCGGCGCUGCCCAGCGAGGGCGCGCUGCGCCUCGGCGCCGAGCUGGCCGACGGCUCCUGGGUCAUCGGCCAAUCAGCCAUCUCCCACCCGGCCGCCGCGGGGGCCGAGGCGCAGUCGGUGGACAAGGCCUGCGCGGCGCCGCUGCCCGCCGCCAUCCGCCGCGCCUUCUACCUGUCCAGCGACGGCGACGGCGCGGAGCACGAGGUGGCGCCCGACGCCAACCCGCGCACGCUGGCCGCGCUAGGCCGGGCGCAGGCCGUGAUCUACGGCAUGGGCUCCCUCUACACCUCCCUGGUGCCCCACCUGGUGCUGCGCGGGGUGGGUGAGACCAUCGCCGCCGCCCGCUGCCCCAAGAUCCUGAUGCUCAACGGCGCGGUGGACCGGGAGACGGGGCAGUGCCUGCGGCGGCCGGGCGCCAUGGCCGCCUCGGACGACAUGCACGCUAGCAUCCCCAAGCGGGAGCUUGCUGUUUUAUGGGGGGCUUAUUGA
Molecule: messenger RNA, 1113 nt
Organism: Auxenochlorella protothecoides
Lineage: Eukaryota; Viridiplantae; Chlorophyta; Trebouxiophyceae; Chlorellales; Chlorellaceae
Exons: 6
Coding region: 1-1113 (370 amino acids)
Molecular function (GO): LPPG:FO 2-phospho-L-lactate transferase activity
Source: RefSeq, a predicted model, not a curated record